AUGCUCCGGGUGAGGAUCGAACUCACAACCUCCGCAUUCCAUAUGAUGUCGUCUCAUACUGUCUAUAAGUACGGCGCGCUAACCGAUUGUGCUACCGGAGCAUUCACGAAAACCUGCUUACAUUCUUUAUCAGAAUCAUAUAUGAAUAUUUUUGAAAGAAAAAAGCCCCGGGUGAGGAUCGAGCUCACAAUCUCCGCAUUCCUUAAGAUGUCGUCUCAUACUAUCUAUAAGUACGGCGCUCUAACCGGCUGUGCUACCGGAGCGUUCACGGAAAGCGGCUUACAUUCAUUAUCAGAAUCAUACAAGGAAUAUUUUUCGGAAAGAAAAAUGUUCCGGUUGAGGAUCGAACUCACAACUUCCGCAUUCCUUAUGACGUCGUCUCUUACUGUUUAUAAAUACGGCAUAUUAGCCGAUUGUGCUACCGGAGCAUUCACGAAACACUGCUUACAUUCUUUAUCAGAAUCAUAUAAGGAAUAUUUCUGGAAAGAAAAUGCUCCGGGUGAGGAUCGAACUCACAACCUCCGCAUGUUGUCUCAUACUGUCUAUAAGUACGGUUCGCUAACCGAUUGUGCUACCGGAGAAUUCACAAGACACUGUUUACAUUCUUUAUCAGAAUAA
Acanthosepion pharaonis is the source of this 618-nucleotide messenger RNA. The record is from the annotation of a GenBank genome assembly. NCBI's taxonomy places the organism in Eukaryota, Metazoa, Mollusca, Cephalopoda, Sepiida, Sepiidae.